This is a messenger RNA of Hypoxylon trugodes, 1629 nucleotides long. RefSeq lists its product as uncharacterized. Lineage: Eukaryota; Fungi; Ascomycota; Sordariomycetes; Xylariales; Hypoxylaceae. The transcript has 2 exons. The record is from RefSeq and is a predicted model, not a curated record. Bases 129 to 1397 code for a protein of 422 amino acids.
GAAUUAUUGAAGAUCUAUAUGCAACACCUUCAACGCGAUUAUCUUCAGCUAACCUAAUCAAGCUCAAUUAUAAGAAAAUCUUCCAUUCAAUCGACGAUUUAUGAAUACGAAUUGAUAGAGGAAAGAAGAUGAGAAGAUGGAUCUUGGCUAGGAGUUCAGUUUUCGCGGCCCUUCGCGGCCCUAAGCCUAGAUAUUUUAGUGCUGCUGUUAACGAUAUAGAACGAGUGAGUAUCCGCAACGGCUCGUCAGGUCUCGUUACUAUUGAUCUACACAAUACCGCCAAGGUAUCAUCUGGAGAUCCUUUAUUGAUAUACCUACCACCGUACUCAACCGCUUUUACGGACAAGCCUGCGCAACUGCCAGGAUUCAUUCAGAGGCAGCCGACGGCGGUGAUAAAUUAUCGUUGGAAGGGGUUCUCUCCAUUUCUGGAUGAGGAUUUACCUGCUUCAGCAUCCCAUGAAUCGUCGGAAGAGGAUGAUGAGCCAACCCAUCUAUCAUGGCCAGCUCCUAUUCACGAUACUGCGAAGGCAUAUAACUGGAUUGUCGAGAACCUAAGUCCUUCAACUCACACGCGCCGAGAUAUCUAUAUCUAUGGCUCGUACCUCGGCGCAUCGCUGGCAACAUCACUAGCCUUGACGGAAACUCUUCCCCACGAGUCUAUGGGUGUGCGAGGAUGUGUCGCUUACAACGGGAUCUAUAACUGGACCAGGUUUCUUCCCGACCACCCGACCAACAAACCACCAGAGUCGUGUCCGAUAGAUGUACUAGAAGGACUUUUAGCUCAGCCAGUUGAAACCCAAUUUCAGGAGCUAAGACAGCAUGCCGAAGAGUUAUUUGAAAGAGCAGAGAAUCUCUUCGACCCCUUCGCAAGCCCUUGUCUCUUCUUCCAUACGCCGGAUCUUCUCGUACCACCGUCCUUCAACUCAUCGGGGAUCACUGCCCUAGAAUUAUUAUUGUUAAAGUUAACAGGAUUAUCCGAGGACUACAUGCCCAAACCGUGGAGACCUGUGAAAUCGCCAAGAAAAAGCCGACUUGUCUUUCCGCCUGAGAGUUCAACGCUGGAAAUCCCCGAGACAUUGCUACUGCAUUCUACGCCACCCCCACUUCCGUCUUCGAUUCUAAGGAGGGCGCAGAGACGAAAGAAGGACCUACGACAUAUUUUCAGAACCCAUGCUAAAGAACUCGCUGAUUUGAUGCGGAUAAGUAUCGAUGCGAUUGAGUUGGAGGAAGGCUUUGAGUGGGAUGAGAACAUUUACUCUAGAAGUGAUGAGGCUAAUCGGAGAGUCCGGGUUCAUGAUGUAGGACCCAACCCUCGAGGUUUCGACCUCGGUGCUAAAGGGGAGGAAUUGGCGGCGACUUGGUUGAUGGAUCAUAUAAGAAAUGCAAAAUCUAACUAAUAAUUACCUACAUAUUUAGAAGCUUCCGUCCCAGAGCGCAUGUCGUACUCAUCUACGAAGAUAUUCGAGCUGAGUGAUUUUACGGCUUCGCUCGAGAAUUGAUAAUGUUGAGUGAAAUUAUAGAAUUUACUAAAUGCGUCUGCAUUAACAUAUUAAUGCAGAAUUGAAGUCGCGCAAAUCGAUGGCAUGGGCAAAGUUCAAUUUUUACAAUGUGUUUGUUCGAUUAAUUAAC